UGAUUUUUUUUUAACAGCGUAUGACUGCGCAUUGUGCUCUGCGUCCUUAUUGGCUAAGGGAGAACCCGCCUAUUGUCUUCUGAUUCUUCGGGCUGGGCCCAGCCGGGCGCUACGGGUGAAGGCCCGACCACCAGGCAUGAGCCCUUCCCCUGGUCCGAGGUGCGGUCCCUCCUCUUGAGUUUGUUAGGGUCUUCUGAAUCAGUCCUUGUCUGGCCCGUUAAGUAGGACCUGUUUGCCUUGGGAGACCCUACCAGGGGCAUCUAGCCCCGGACAACAUCGCUUCUAGGAUCACUUGGGCACUCAAACCCCUCCACCACGAUAAGGUGGUGAUUCACAGAGGAGUAAAGUUGUUUUUAUUUUUUUCUUAAAGUAUAUUUCUUGAAUGUGGUGUGGGCCAUGAGCUGCAAAUGGCCCCCGGGCAACACUUGGGGCACCCCUGCUCUAGUGGUGUAUGUUUAGUUUGUUAUUUUCUGGCAUUCUAUGGCAUUUGACCUUGAUGUGUUUUCUAAAUGAUGGCGCAUGUUGUGGUCCUUUGCGAAAUCCUGUGCAAAUCGUACGUGGGAGAAACGGGAAGCACGUUCAAGACGAGAAAGAAAGAACAUGAGAAACACACAGUGCCUGGGAUGGGGGCUUGGGGGGUGGGGGACACAAGUCCAAAUGUUGAGACUGCGAAAGGAAGGGAGUAGCUGCUAGAUAAAUAUCACUUAAUGGCUCGUAAUGACGCUUAAUGACAGACGACUCUUUCCUUGUGGACGCGAGGAAGGACAGGAACAAACAAAAAAACAACAAUGUGGAGGGCGAGGAGCGCGGCCACCAUCUUGGGAGGCCUCCUGCCUUUGAUAAGGUGACGGCUUAUAGGAUGCCCGUGCUCAUUUCUGCAGCUGUUGUCCAAAGAGGAGAGCCGCAGUCACUUUUGGAACAAAAAAAGACUUUUUUUCACUCCACUUUGAAGGAGGAAGAAAGAAGAAUAAAAACCAGCGACAUGCAAACCCUCCAUCCUUCAACUUUACCCACGGGCUCUGCAGCUGUGACCUACAACCCCAAAUCUGAAUCGGUCACGCUACCUGGAGGCGUGGUCUCAGUGGCGGGCAUCACCGUGGUAACGGGCGGCGUUGAGCUGUCCUGCGGCUCGUGCAUGUUGGCCUUCGGCUUUUGGGGGACUGUCAUCGGCUUCAGCUGCGUGGGCGUGGGCGUGUGGGACCAGUUAAACCACUCCGCCGGUGGGACCUCUCACCUGCUGGCGCUGGGCUUGGUCAUCCUGGCGCUGGGCUCUGCGGUUGUCGUCAGCGUGGCGGUGUUUCACGUCCUGACGAAGAGGAGGAGGGCCAUGACGCGGAAUGAGAGGCGGGACGGGAAAGAAGUGCUGGUGGAGGAGAAUGUGGUGAAAAGAGUGACGGUGUAAAGAACAGAAGAAGAAGAUGAGAAUAUAUUUGUCAUACAAACUCCUCUCCAUGUUUACACGUCUUCAAAAAACAAAACUUGUAGAGUCGUCCCUCGUUUAUAGCGGUUAAUUGGUUCCAGACGCAACCGCGAUAAAUUCAUUUCGAGGUAGACAUGGACUAACACACCCACAGCCACCUUUUAUUCAUUGUUUACGUCACAUUUCGCAACUCUUAUGCUGAAGGGACUCGAUGCUAGCUAGCUAACAAGCUAGUGAGCUAACCAGUUAGCCUCAAAUUUAUUUCUUCCAUCUCUCUUCUCUCUGGAAAUAAAUUGAACAUUUUUGUAGUUAGAGCAUAAUAAACCUGCUUAUGACUUUGUAAAUACAUUUGUUUCAUUAUUAGAGCCCUAGCGAGCUAACCAUUUAGCCUUGAAUGUAUUUCUUCACUCACCACUUCCACAUGGGAUCAAAGGAGAACUUUUAUUCACUCUAUCACAGGACAUGCAAUGGCUGACUUUAUUUAGGGUAAUGUAUUGGAAUCUAAUGUCUCAUCAAUCGACAUGUGCGAGUAUUGAACGAGUCGUUCAAAACUUGCGAGUGUUUCACUGAAUCGGCACUCACGGGUAAUUGUCUCUGUUAAACUCGUUCACUUACUCAACCCUGCUACCACUAGCUAAAUUAGAAAAGGAAGUCUGAGCAACAUGGGGGGAGGCGCCGAAACUCGAUUCAUGCACGGGUCUGUGCAUAAGCUCUGUGACAAGUGAUUCAAGUGAAUGGAGUACCCGAUUCACAACUUGUACCACGCGUGCGAGUUUCUGGACAUGCUCUGUGACGGGUGACUCAAGUACCCAAUUCACUUCAGUGAGUGACCUAUAAGAACUGGAGUCAGUCAGAGGAGUUUCCAGUCACUACUCAUCAAUGUUUUGUGUCAUUACUGCCGCCUAGUGACCAGAAUACUACAUAUCACUUAUUUCAAUAUGUUUACUAAUAGCAGACCACAGCCUACCACCAAACAGCCAGCAUUUAUUCAUUCAUUUAUGAAAAAAGGCGCUAUAGCAAGGGAGCAAUAAUCGAGCCGCGAUAUUGUGAGGGACGACUGUACAGUCAUUUUUACCAUCUGUAGCUAUCAUAAAAGUGUAAUAAUAUAACUCAAAAUAAAGUCAAUCUAUUUACA
This is a messenger RNA of Dunckerocampus dactyliophorus (ringed pipefish), 2555 nucleotides long. RefSeq lists its product as uncharacterized. The record is from RefSeq and is a predicted model, not a curated record. The transcript has 2 exons. Lineage: Eukaryota; Metazoa; Chordata; Actinopteri; Syngnathiformes; Syngnathidae. Bases 728 to 1402 code for a protein of 224 amino acids.